This is a messenger RNA of Solanum dulcamara, 2235 nucleotides long. RefSeq names its product F-box/LRR-repeat protein 12. Lineage: Eukaryota; Viridiplantae; Streptophyta; Magnoliopsida; Solanales; Solanaceae. The record is from RefSeq and is a predicted model, not a curated record. Gene Ontology annotation, cellular component: SCF ubiquitin ligase complex. Gene Ontology annotation, molecular function: protein binding. The transcript is spliced from 3 exons. Bases 636 to 1808 code for a protein of 390 amino acids. Gene Ontology annotation, biological process: SCF-dependent proteasomal ubiquitin-dependent protein catabolic process.
CAUCAUCCACACCGUACCAAUAAGACGUGUGACAUUUGCAUUACAUCCAAACAAGCUGUUAUAAAUUCCGAUGCCGAUGUGAGUGAUUAAAAGUAGUUCCAAUUUCUUAUCUUCUUCUCUCUAAUCCUCUGUACUUCAUCUUCUUCCAUUUUCUCUCAGAACCCAGAUUUGGUAGAUGUAGCAUAUCUACGAUGAGUUCAAUUGAACACUAGUGUUUUUCGGCAGAUAAAUAGUGUUGGUUUGUGCUGCUAAUCUCUCGAAUUAACAUCCUCCAAUCAUUUCUCUAUUGGUAUUGGUCCCAAAUACGGUAAAAAGUAUAGAUAAAACUGACCAUUGGGUCCGUUGACAUUUUACUCUGGUUGACAAGUAAACCUUCUUCCUAGUUCCUACUUUCUACUUCUUAGGGGACUUCAUAGUUCAAAAACCAGAUUUCUUUGCCAUAAGUCAGUGAUCUCAUAGGUCAUGCGUUUGAAGACUCGCUCUUUCUUAUUUCAAGUCGUCUACCUCUUGUAGCCUCUAGAUUGUCUUUUAACUAGUCCGUCUUUUAAUAAAAUUACUGUGAAGUCCUUACCAAAAAACAAAUUUAUUGUGAAUUAUCGAGCUUAACACCCUGCUGGAGUGUUAACUUGGUAGAAAUGGAUAAUUCAUCAGAUGACUUCUCUGGACAUAUCAUGCAGCUUCCAGACGAUUGUUUACUCUUUAUUUUUCAACACCUUGACUGUGGAUCUGCCCGUCAAUCAUUUGGCUUAACAUGUCAUCGUUGGCUUCGAAUUGAAAAUCUAAAUAGAAGAUCUUUACAGUUCCAAUGCUCUUUCACUAUGCUUAAUAUCUCCUCAUUAUCUCAAAAUAACACUCAAAUCAGUUCAUUCCAAUUAUCUAGGCUUCUGAACCGUUUCCAGAACCUAGAAUCAUUGUCCCUGUCCGGAUGCACUGAGCUUCCAGAUUCGAGUUUGGCUUUGUUACCACGUCAUGGCUUGAAAUUGAAAAGUCUUCAUCUAGACUGCUGUUUUAGUAUAACUGAUAGCGGUCUUUCCUUCUUGGCAUCUGGCUGCUCUUCGUUGGUAAUACUAAGUCUUUACCGGUGUAAUAUUACAGAUUAUGGGUUAGAGGCCUUAUCUAAUUCUUGCCUAGCAUUAGAAGAUCUGAAUCUCUCAUAUUGCUCUCGAAUCUCUGAUUAUGGCGUAAGAGCUAUUUCACAAAACUGCCGUCAUCUUAGAGCAAUCAGGAUAUCCUACUGUAGAAAUCUAACUGGUGCUGGCUUUCAAGAAUGUUCUCAAACUCUGACUUAUUUGGAAGCCGAUUCUUGUAGGCUUGAACCUAAUGGAAUACGGAGUAUCCUAAGUGGAGGUGGUAUUGAAUACUUGAGUGUGUCUAACUUGACCUGGUGCACUCGUGUGGAUGGUCUGGUAGCUAUUAGCAUCGGAUUUGCUGCAAAGUUAAGAGUGUUGAAUUUCCGUUCCAGCAGAACGAUUGGCGAUGAUUGUAUCAUGACAAUAGCAAAGGGUUGUCCAUCGCUUCAGGAAUGGAACUUAGCAAUAUGUCAUGGGGUAACGAUAGCAGGUUGGGAAUCUAUUGCAUCACAUUGUCAUAACUUGAAAACGCUACAUUUGAAUCGGUGUAGAAAUCUUUGUGACCGUGGAUUGCAAGCUUUAAGAACCGGAUGCAAACGUCUCUCGAUUCUUUAUGUCACCAGAUGUUCUCAGAUCAGUGUUGUAGCAUUGGAAAUUUUUAAACUUGCAAGAGGAAAUGUAGAGGUCAAAGAAGAAGAAGUAAUGUGUAUUUGCCCUCGUGGAGCCUUCAGGUUUUAAUAGGUGGCUAUAAUCUUCAAAGUUUGUAAGCUAUCGGGUAUCAGAAAACAUUCUGAUUUUACUGACUCGGAAGGAAAAAACUGUCACCCCAGUCAAUCCCAUCCAAUUGGGAUGCCCUGUAAUUAACGCGUUACUCACUCGUCCACCACUGGAAACAUCGUUUCCCCGUCCAACUCUUUAAUGGAAAUGCACAACAGUUGUGCCCAGUGCCCACUGCACACAAGUAUCAAUAUGUAUGUGUAUAAUUUCUUGUAAUGUUUUUUCUCCUAUUAGAAAAAAGUGGUUGUAUUAAUGCAUCUAUAUGCAGUGAAAUAGUUACAAUUAAUUGUUCAUUUCCCCCACACCCAUUCAUACUUUUUACUCUUCAUGUGACCUGUAGGCUACAUUGCAGAACAAUUAUUUGAUACAUAAUAAUGGAAGGAUUGUU